AUGGCCAAGCGGCCACGGAUAGACUCAAUAGCAAAGAGAAGACAAGAUCACAUAAACAAGAAUCCCCCGACGACACCAGCCUAUAGUGCAGUGGCAAGGUCAUCAUGUCCUCCAAGUUGCAAGCAGAGCUCGGAGAAACAAGGGCGGCAAAAAUUUGAUAACCAAAGAAUGAGGGCGGUGCCCUCAUAAUAGUGAUUAAACUAUUAAGAACAGAUACUACACUUGAUCUAAGCCAAAGGCCAGAGUGGUAGGGAUUCAAAGCCAUUCACAGCCCCCUUUUAUAU
Suillus fuscotomentosus is the source of this 284-nucleotide messenger RNA. RefSeq lists its product as uncharacterized. The record is from RefSeq and is a predicted model, not a curated record. The coding region runs from base 1 to 189 and encodes 62 amino acids. Lineage: Eukaryota; Fungi; Basidiomycota; Agaricomycetes; Boletales; Suillaceae. The transcript has a single exon.